Molecule: messenger RNA, 1310 nt
Organism: Procambarus clarkii (red swamp crayfish)
Lineage: Eukaryota; Metazoa; Arthropoda; Malacostraca; Decapoda; Cambaridae
Source: RefSeq, a predicted model, not a curated record
CAAGCAAGAGUUCCGCCACCUUGAGAAGAUUUCUGACAACGAUGAGGUCAUUCGCCUUGCUCACCCUCCUGCUGGUGCUUGAGGCUGAGUGUUCUCCACACAAGUGCACCAAAGACUGCGAGCUGGACCUAAAGCUUGUGUGCGGGACGGAUGGUCAGACUUACACCAACGCCUGCAUAUUGGAGUCCUCCUCCUGUCUCAAUCCUGACAAGAACCUGAAGGUGGAUUAUGAAGGAAAAUGUCGUGACAACGAUUGCCUAUUAGGUUGCAGCUUUCACCUAGACCCAGUGUGUGGGACAGACGGAAAUAGCUACCCAAACUCUUGCGUUCUGGAAGCCACGGCCUGUUUGAAACCCCAACUAAACCUAAAGAUUGCAAAGAAGGGUCUUUGUAAGUCCUCGUGAAGGUCAGAGUGACUUUGUUAUUGAGUGCACCAAAGUUCUCGUGAGAGUGGGAUUCUUAUUGAGUGCAUUGUUACAUAUUGUCAGAAGUAUGAUUGCUCUCUGUUAUCUAUUCCAUACAUCAAAUGAACCGUCUGGUAUUGAGCUAAGGCACUAAGAAAACAGCAACAUAAUGAUAGGAGAAGAUAGAUGAGUAUACUGGAUGAAGUAAUUAAGCCGCAAAGAGAGUCCAGACCCAAUAGAAAAUGAGAAGAUUUGUGAGGAACUAAAUUAAUGCUCCAAAAAUAUUAAUGGUUGGAACGACGGGUUCGAGAGAAAGCGAUAACGACACUGCUGAACGAGAGGCUGAAUGACAUCGAAAUGACAAGGAAAAUAAAGAAGCAUCUUUAAUAUAUCUGAGUCUGACAAUGGCAUAAAACCCGAAAAGAGGGACAAAUUUCGCCAGGGGUAACUGAAUGAAACCCAGACCUCAAGAUGAGCAUAAAACACGUCUUCAUUUCAGUUGGAUGCGAGAGUGGGGAACUACCUGACAGAUAAAAGACGGCAACAGUGGUACUCGUAGAGAAGAGUGCAGUCAAGAUGUAGUGACUUACGGGCGAGUCACUGAUAAUCACGCCCCUGCAGGAUAUACUUCAUAUACUAUACUGCAGGAUAUACUUCAUAUACUAUACUGCAGGAUAUAUACUGUAGGAUAUACUAUAUAUUCAGGAGGUUAAACAAACAUCUUAAGAGAAAUUUAAUUUCCACGUUAGCACGAGUGUAGAGAAGAUAUAGCUUAUACGAUUAUCAUUCUAUUAUGCAGGAGGUACUGCACGUCUAUGGGUCAUCCAAUAAGGUUAGCAGACUUCAAGAUGUUACCACUGCUAGGCUUAGGCUCGGCUACAAGUACCUCUGGGAAUUUGAAACAUC